AUGAAUGAAGCCUUGGAGAUUGGUCGUCUUAUGUGCAAACCACCGGCACCCAGUAAUUUCACUCUGCCAGACGAUUUACGUGAUAAAUUAUAUUGUCAAGCAUUCAAAAUCGUUGUUCCAUUACAUGUAGCCGUCUUCGUCAAUACGGCCUUCUUACUUCUUAUCUUUAUGGCAGCAGCAGGUAAUGCAGCUGUUAUGUGGAUAAUAGCCAGACACAAAACAAUGAGAAAUGGCUUUAACUUCUUCUUAUUCAAUAUGGCUUUCGCUGACUUGAUGAUUGCUGUACUCAACGUUGGCACCUCAUGGACAUUCAAUCUCUACUAUGAUUGGUGGUAUGGCAGUUUAUGCACUCCGACUUCCUUUUUCGGAAUCGCUCCAACUUCCGUAUCUGUUUUUUCAAUGAUGGCACUCAGUUGGGAUAGAAUGAAAGCUGUUAUCCAUCCAUUACCGAACAGUACUUUUAGCCGAAAACAGGCAAUUAUCGUUAUUUCAAUUAUAUGGAUUGUUAGUACAUUAACAGCUCUGCCAAAUACCAUUUUCGCUACUGUUAAGGAGUUUUGGUUCUAUAAUCCUCGUUUCGAUUCAAUCGAGAUUACUCAUUCGUGCACUUCGGAAUUGGAUCAUAAUCAUAACAAAGUGAUAAACUAUAUAUUAUUUGUUACUCAAUAUGCUGUCCCAUUAACUGUCAUCGUUUACAUCUUCGGUCGCAUCUACUACGAGCUGUACAUCAGUGCUGAAGCAGCACUGAAGGAAUGCAAAGGAGCAUCAGCUAACCGUGCAAAGGCGGUCAAGAUGUUAGCUGUGAUGGUUGGAGCAUUUGGUUUCAGCUGGUUACCAUAUCAUAUGUAUCAUACAUUUGAAUUAAGUGAAUAUUUUCCGCAAUCGGAUGAUACAUCCGAAUAUACAUAUUUGGCUAUAUACUGGAUAGCAAUGAGUACAACUGUUUAUAAUCCAAUCAUCUAUUGUCUUGUCAAUGAACGAUUCCGUCUGGGAUUCCGAUAUGUCUUCCGAUGGUUACCGUUUGUUCAUUGUUCACGAGGAGAAUACGAAUAUUCUCAGCUUUUCCCUGAACGCAUGAGAAGUAUGGAAAUUUCGUUGCAACUUAGUGGACGACAAGGACGAAGAGUCUCAUCCAACUGCCAAUACUUGACUGCCAGUCAGAAAGCUUACUUGAGUAAAGUUCCAAUGAAUUAUCAACACAUUGAUUAUCAACGAAGCCGCAAGACCUAUAGGAAUGAUCUUUAA
This is a messenger RNA of Auanema sp. JU1783, 1245 nucleotides long. The record is from the annotation of a GenBank genome assembly. NCBI's taxonomy places the organism in Eukaryota, Metazoa, Nematoda, Chromadorea, Rhabditida, Rhabditidae.